Molecule: messenger RNA, 3915 nt
Organism: Helianthus annuus (common sunflower)
Lineage: Eukaryota; Viridiplantae; Streptophyta; Magnoliopsida; Asterales; Asteraceae
Exons: 4
Coding region: 1-3915 (1304 amino acids)
Biological process (GO): DNA integration
Molecular function (GO): RNA-DNA hybrid ribonuclease activity; nucleic acid binding
Source: RefSeq, a predicted model, not a curated record
AUGCCUCAAACGGUAGCCAAAUAUGACGGUCUAGGCGACCCUGACGACCACCUUAACCUAUUCAAAAGUGCCGGUGAGGUAGCCUGUUGGUCCAUGCCCCUAUGGUGCAAAAUGUUUGUGCAAACACUGAUAGGCGCGGCCCGAGUCUGGUGGGAUAGUCUGCCCACCGGAGAAAUAGACAGCUUUGAAGAUUUAGAAUCCAAAUUUAUCCUACAGUUCAGCCAGCAGUGCAGACAUACGAAGGAUAGAAACGAGCUCCUCCACAUCCGCCGGCGAGACAAUGAAACGGUGGAAAACUUUAUCGUCAGGUUCAAUAAGGAGAGUCUGGCAAUCCCGGGGGUAACAAAUGACCUGGCAUGUGGAGCCUUCCUACAGGGAGUAAAUGAUGAUGAGUUGGUAAGAACACUUCACGGAAGGGAUGGCGUGCCUCCCACAAUAGACGAAAUACUUCGAAUAGCCAAAGUCUAUGUGAUACAAGAGAAGGCAGUGGUAGCCAGUCACGCGGUUAACAGGAAAAAGGAAGCUCUAAAAAACCAGGAAGAGAGGGAGCACCGGGGAUCUAGAGGUAAAGGCAAAGGAGACCGAUACCAAAGGAAUGAUAAAGCGGCACGCGAGAUCUUAGCCUCGGAGAAACUCAAGUUCAACCCUCCAAAGCCGUUGAAAGAUAAUCCCAACAAAGAUACGAGUAAGUACUGUGAAUACCACAAGGGGAGCGGUCAUGAUACCAACGACUGUUUUCAGCUAAAAAAACAAAUCGAAUAUUUUGUAAAGGCGGGCAAAUUGGCACACCUAGUAAGAGAUAUCAAGCAGGGCCCACCUGUCGUCAAGGAAGAAAACGAUAAGGCGGCGGGUAAGAGGCCGCGGGAAUUGAAUAUGGUACACGCGGAUAUGGGAAAAGGGGCAAAACGAAGUUUCUCCACGCUUGAACCCUGGAUGCUAGCAACAAUGACUAUCGAACCUCGUAUGGAGGACUUACACCUCACAACUGAUGCCCUAAUUAUAUCCGCUGCAGUAGGAGAUUACCGCAUGAGGCGAAUCCUUGUCGACACCGGGAGCUCAGAAGACAUUAUCUAUGAGCAUUGCUUCAAUAGAAUGCAACCGGAAGAUAGAAAACUGCUUGAAUCAGUGCAUGCUCCCAUUAAAGAAUUCACAGGUGAAAAAGUUGACCCUAUUGGUCAGAUCACCUUCCCGGUCACAUUUGGACAAGAACCCGGAGAAAGAACCAUACUCCUAACUUUCCUUGUGGUCCGCGCUGAGUCAUACCACAAUGUGAUUAUUGGAAGGUUCACUCUAGGGAAGCUGGACGCUAUAGUUUCUACAGCACGAGGAUUCAUGAAGUUCCCUACCCCGCGGGGUAUUGCAACAGUGUUCCGUGACAAGAUUGGAGAGGUGUUAAGCACCAAAAGAUACCGCCAAGGGCCCACCAGAGCUACUGGUCCAGAAAGGUGGGUACUAAGCACACGCCAUCCGGACCAAACGAUCACGAUCGGAGACAGCCUCUCUCCAGAAAUUAAAAAUGACCUGAAGCAACUGCUAAGAAGAAAUGUUGAUAUCUUCGCCUUUGAACAUUCUGACAUGACAGGAAUCCCCCGCGAUAAGGCAGAGCAUAAGCUAGCAACGCUCCCAGGCAUUAAGCCGGUCGCACAAGGCAAGCGCAGUAUGGCCCCAGAUCGAAAGGCAGCGGUUGUCAAGGAAGUACGAAAAUUGGUGGAAGCUGGAAUCCUCAGAGAAACACAAUACCAUACAUGGGUAUCCAACCCAGUGAUGGUAAAAAAGCCAGACGGAACGUGGCGAAUGUGCAUUGAUUUCAAAGAUUUAAACAAAACAUGUCCCAAAGACGCAUACCCACUGCCUGAAAUCGAUUUCAAGGUCGACUCCCUGGUGCCUUACAGGUAUAAGUGUUUCCUAGACGCUUACAAAGGGUAUCAUCAGAUCAAGAUGUCCAAAGAAGAUGAAGAAAAAACAACGUUUCACACCGAUGUGGGCAUCUUUUGUUACACAAAGAUGCCUUUCGGUUUACGAAAUGCCGGAGCUACCUAUCAGAGACUCAUGGACAAAGUUUUCGAAACACAAAUCGGCCGAAAUUUGGAGGUCUACGUCGAUGAUCUUGUAAUCAAAAGCAGGGAAGAAAAACAAAUGCUAGAAGACAUCGAGGAAACUUUCCAAAAGCUUAGAGAGUACAACAUCAAACUCAACCCCAAGAAAUGCUCUUUCGGGGUGGAAGAAGGGAAGUUUCUGGGGGUAGUUGUCACCCGGGAUGGUUUUAAAGCUAAUCCAGAAAAGGUGGCCGCCAUAGCGCGGAUGCCUUCCCCAAGAACGUUGAAGGAAGCCCAGGCUUUAAAUGGACGGCUAGUGGCGAUCAACAGAUUCUUAGCAAGGCAUGCUGAGAAAUCUUUGCCAUUCAUCAAAACAUUGAAGGAUUGCCUCAACAAGAAGAAUUUCAAAUGGACCAACGAAGCGGAAGAAGCCUUGCAAGACAUGAAGCGUUUCAUAGAAAGAUUACCCAUGCUGACAGCACCAAGGCCUAAUGAGGUGCUAAAGAUGUAUUUGGCAGCAGCCCAUAACGCGGUAAGCGCUGUGCUUAUGGUAGAACGAGACGGAAGACAGAUGUCCAUAUAUUACAUCAGCCGGGUACUGGCUGGGCCCGAAACGCGAAAUCCCACGCUGGAAAAGCUGGUCCUAGCGCUUGCAAUUGAACUAGGUGCUUUGGAUAUUGAAUACCAAAAACGAACAGCAGUUAAAGGGCAAGUAAUCGCCGACUUUCUAGCCGAAAUUCCCGAAGGAGAAACCAUAGUGGACCCAGCCAUCCGGGACAUCCCGGAAUCCAGUACCGCUCGGCAGCCGUGGAAAUUGUACACGGACGGGUCAUCAAGUGGAAAAGGAUCAGGGGCAGGUUUAAUGCUAAUAGGCCCAGAUGAGAUAAGGUUGAUGUAUGCUUUACGCUUCGAUUUCGAAUGUUCAAACAACGAAGCAGAAUACGAAGCACUGCUUGCUGGCUUAAGGAUGGCCCAGUCCAUGGGAGCCACAAGGGUUGAUGCAUAUGUGGAUUCCCUACUGGUUAAUAAUCAAGUAAACGAAACAUACGAGGCCAAGGACGAAUCGAUGGCAAGAUACCUGGCAAAAACGAAGGAGCUCAUGGCUUCCUUUGAUAACGUCACAAUCAACCACGUUCAUAGAGGUAAACACCAGAUAGCAGAUGCUCUUAGCAAACUCGCUACCUCGGGCAUGGAAAAAGAAGUUAAAGUAGAAACGCUGCAGGCACCAUCAAUCGAACCGCGGAGUGUUUCCGCCGUCACAACGGAAGAACCAAAGUCAUAUUUGGGACCGCUUCUGCGGUGCGUAUCCCCAACAGAAGCAAAGUACUUGAUCAGCGAGAUCCAUUCAGGUUUAUGCGGUAUUCACGCCGGACCUCGAGCAGUAGUGGCCAAAAUCCAUAACGCCGGAUACUAUUGGCCCGGAAUGCACGAAGACGCCGUAACCGAACUGAGGAAAUGCCACAGUUGCCAGAAAUUCGCCCCCCAGACACUCAGGCCCAAGAACAACUUAAUACCGGUUACAGCGGCAUGGCCUUUUCAAAAAUGGGUGGUGGAUAUCGUAGGACCUUUUCCACCGGCCCCCGGAAAGCUAAAAUACUUGAUUGUGGCCAUCGACUACAUUACCAAAUGGGUGGAAGCCAAACCUUUAGCUAAAAUCACCGCUGACAACACCAAGAAGUUCCUUUGGGAACACAUAGUAUGCCAGUUUGGACUACUGUUGUACCUGGUGAGUGACAAUGGAACACAGUUUACUGACAGGAUUUUCCAGGAAUGGUGCGCCGACCUUCAAAUACAGCAGAUUUUCACAUCAGUAGCGCACCCCCAAGGAAACGGCCAGGUCGAGCGGGCGAACAGGAGCUUGCUAGAUGGUAUAAAGUGA